AUGUCGAUCUGGGAUGCGCUCACCGGACGGAAGUCCUCGUCAUCUUCCCAGCAGCAGCAGUCCUCCUCGAGUCCGGCGCCCACCUCCACUCCAACCGACACCUUUACGCCUACACCCUUCGACCCCUCUGAAGCCCAGGGUGUCGAUGCCUUCCUGAAGAGCUCCGCUUUUGCCGACCCGUCACAGCUACAUCCCCUAGCCGGCCUGAACAAGGAGGGCUUGGAGUACUUAAGUCUCGAGGACUCGGCUCUCUCCGACCUCCCAGGAGCUCAAGCCAUCCCGUCUCGUGGCUUUAGUGACGACCUAUGUUACGGAACCGGUAUCACAUAUCUAUCGGCUCUUUCGGUAGGAGGCGCAUGGGGAUUACAAGAAGGCCUGAGGAGAUCUGCGGGUCAACCGCCCAAGCUGCGGCUGAACUCGGUGCUCAACGCUGUGACGCGGCGAGGGCCCUUCCUCGGUAACUCGGCUGGUGUCGUUGCUAUCACCUACAACUGCCUCAACUCGUUUAUUGGCUACAUCAGAGGAAGACACGACUCGGCCAAUACCAUCAUUGCAGGGGGGCUGAGUGGCAUGGUAUUUAAGAGCACAAGGGGACUCCGGCCGAUGCUGAUAUCAGGAGGCAUUGUUGCUUCUAUGGCCGGGGCGUGGGCGGUGACGAAAAAGGUUAUCAUCGGAUCAGCGACACCGCAGGGACAUGAGCACCAGCACAUCUAG
Molecule: messenger RNA, 714 nt
Organism: Anthostomella pinea
Lineage: Eukaryota; Fungi; Ascomycota; Sordariomycetes; Xylariales; Xylariaceae
Source: the annotation of a GenBank genome assembly